GAGAGAGAGAGAGAGAGAGAGAGAGAGAGAGAGACAGAGAGACAGAGAGUAAAAAAAGACAACGCCUGCAAGCAGUCACAGCAGAAGAGGUGAAGAAUCUGCUCAUGACACAUGCAGCUAAGAAGCUUCUUUCUUAAGUGGGUGGAUUGUUUCUAAGUGACAGUCUAUCUGUAAACUGAGAGGGCACAAUGUCACGACGGGACCAGAGGUUUCGGAGAGGAAUGAAAGGACGGUGUUGUGAGUGUGGCUGUAUCCUGUCUCACUGGUACUAUGAAAGAGAGGGGCAGCUCUUUUGUAAGAAGCACUACUGGGCCCGUUAUGGAGAGCACUGCCACGGCUGCAGGGAGACCAUCACAACAGGACUCAUUAUGGUUGCUGGAGAGCAGAAGUACCAUCCUGAAUGCUUCACUUGUAUGAGCUGUAAAAUGUUCAUCGGAGAUGGUGACACCUACACACUUGUUGAACGCACCAAACUCUACUGUGGCCACUGUUUCUCUCAGGGUGUGGUAUCAACCGUGAGGUCAGCUUCUUCACUCACCAAGAGUCCCCACAUGGUGGCGCUGGUGUCUUUCCCUCCCCAUGCAGGUGGCCAAAGAGGCCUGACUGUAGCCACUGACCUCAGCCAAGAGAAAGGCCUUCUUGUCACAGUCACAGAGUUAGACCCAGCUGUCCUCAGCCCUGACCUGUUGCCCUCUCUACACACUGGUGACCGAGUACUGGAGGUCAACGGCAUCCCUGUCCGCAACAUUUCCCCAGAGGAGAUAAACUGUGUGAUCCAGGACACAAGCAGACCACUGCAGCUGACCAUUGAACACAACCCUCAGUCUCCUGACGACCUCCUCCACUCAAACAGUCCCCAAGACGAUAUUAGCUGUCCUGAUCCCUGUGUCUGUGAGAAACUUUCUUCGAACCACAAACUCCCGAGUCUAGAGGAAGAGCCAAGUCCAGGGGAGGAGAUAGAUGAACCAAUCGGAUUGAGCCUCUCACCACCUCAGAACCAAAGAACCAUGGGAAAGCGAUCCAGACACAUUUUGCGGAGCUGUAGUAUAGAUAAAUGUCCUCUGUCCCCUGGAACGCUGUCACUUUUAUCUCAAAGGAGAGAGAUGGUUCGCUCCGAGUCUCUUCGUGUGGACUCUGGAGAGCGGACACAUCGCAUCUUCAGACCUUCAGACCUCAUCCAUGGUGAAGUGCUUGGAAAAGGAUUCUUUGGACAAGCUGUCAAGGUAACCCAUCAAGAGACAGGGGAAGUGAUGGUGAUGAAAGAGUUGAUAAGGUUUGAUGAAGAGACACAGAAGACCUUCUUAAAGGAGGUGAAGGUGAUGCGCUGUAUGGACCACCCCAAUGUUUUGAAGUUCAUUGGACUGUUUUAUAAAGACAAACGAAUCAACUUCGUCUCUGAAUACAUUCAAGGAGGAACUCUCCGAGAGACCAUCAUAAAAAUGGACAAGGAUUUUCCAUGGAGAACAAGACUGGGUUAUGCCAAAGACAUUGCAUCUGGAAUGGCCUAUCUACAUUCCAUGAAUGUUAUCCACAGAGAUCUAAACUCACACAACUGCCUGGUCAGAGAGAACCAGUCUGUGGUGGUGGCAGAUUUUGGACUAGCCCGCCUGGUGACAGAGGAGAGGAAUCAGAGCAGAACAUCCUCUCUGGAAAGGCCUGUGAAGGGGGCGCUGUCAGAGCUUCGCAGGCCUGAUCGGAGAAAGCGUUACACUGUGGUAGGAAACCCCUACUGGAUGGCCCCUGAGAUGAUCCAAGGAAAAAGCUACGAUGAACGGGUGGACAUCUUUUCUUUUGGUAUCAUGAUAUGUGAGAUAAUAGGUAGAGUGAAUGCCGACCCUGACUACCUCCCCCGGACCAAUGACUUUGGGUUAAAUGUAGACGGUUUCCUGCAACAGUACCACCCUCUACAGUGCCCCUCUGCCUUCCUGCCACUGGCUGCCCUCUGCUGUGACAUGGACGCUGAUAAACGUCCUUCAUUUUCAAAGCUGGAGGAGUGGCUGGGAAACCUGCUGAUGCACCUGGACAUGGGUCUGCCUCUUCUCUCAGAGUUGGAUCAGCUCCGCAGAGCUUUCUGGGAGAAUCACAUUCAAAAAAACUUCUUUCACGAGCAGGACAAGAUGCUUGUUCCUCCUGAACAAAUCCACUGUUCGCAGCCACAAAGACAGAGCCCUAGUCCUAAGCGAUGCUCGGAUGAUGCAAAAAAGCACGCUGAGCUAAAUAAUAUAACUCAGAGCCAAGACCAAACUAGCACACUUGAAAGCCAUUCGGACAGACAGCAACACAAGCAUAAUAACCAUGGCAUGAGGACUGUGUAUAAACACAUGAGUGGAGAAUGUAAUGACCACUCACAAGACAAGAGACAGACGGGUGUCAGGUCUACAAGCACAGACAGAAAGAAUGAAUCUGAAACCAAUGAACACAGUAACUCUGUGGGACAACUAAUAUCCCAGUACGAACUCUCACAACCACUGCAGGUGAACAGCCCGCUGCUAGGCCGGUCCAACAGGCCCAGGAGGAUUUGCAGAGUGCUGUGGGAGAGAACUACAGAGGACAGCUCUUUUUUGUGACUGUCCGAUCUAAUGGAGAACGACAGAACACUCCUUCAAAGCCCAUUUUUGAGGGAUAAUACACUUAUUAAAGACAAUUGUGCCUUUUCAGACACUUGGGAGAGCAAAACAGUCAUAACGCAUGGAAAACCUGCAGAGGGAUAAUACAGAUUGAUAUUCUGCAUGAAAAUAUUAAAAAGACUUGUAUGCAGCUU
Larimichthys crocea (large yellow croaker) is the source of this 2761-nucleotide messenger RNA. Its product is annotated as LIM domain kinase 1. Bases 189 to 2567 code for a protein of 792 amino acids. The record is from RefSeq and is a predicted model, not a curated record. Gene Ontology annotation, biological process: actin cytoskeleton organization; protein phosphorylation; positive regulation of stress fiber assembly. The transcript is spliced from 15 exons. Gene Ontology annotation, cellular component: cytoplasm; nucleus; neuron projection. Gene Ontology annotation, molecular function: ATP binding; protein binding; protein serine/threonine kinase activity. Lineage: Eukaryota; Metazoa; Chordata; Actinopteri; Sciaenidae.